AUGGCUGACAAGAUGCCGUCAGAGAAGCUGUACUCCAACCUUGUCUCGAUCCCAAGCAUUACAGGUGGUUAUCUGAUCUCAGAUGGAAACGAAUUUCCCACCAUCAUGAUGAGGAGAAACCAAAAGGAUAUGAAGAAUGACGAGCAGAGAUCUCAUCUCGCUACCUUUCUUCCCUCAUAUUCGCCUCCUUCCUCCCCUUCGUCCUCGUCUCCGGUUACCUACUCUUGUGAUGCUUUCCCAACGGAUCUGCGAGAUGUUUUGAGCAUGUCAGUCUCGCCCUCCGGCAAGCUAGUCGCGAUGGUCAGGGUGCGAGACGUGAAGGGGGUCAAGGAGCAGAGCAUCGAGAUAUGGGACCGACACGCCCUCUUGCUCUCCGUGUCCUCCUACGGUGAGCUGCAUGGCCCUAUCAACGUCGCCGACAGUUUCGCAUGUCUGUCGUGGAAUAAGGAGGAGACCAUGCUUCUGUACGCGGCUGAGGAGAAAAAAGCCAAAAGCUCCUCCUUCUUUCCUGCGAAGCAAGGAGGCAACGGAGAGGACAAUGGGAGAGGAAGAGAGUUUGUGUUCGAGGAUGACUGGGGGGAGCUGUCAGUGGAUCUAAGACUUCGCUUCUCACAGGUCAAACCUGUCGACGGCAUCCCGGCUGACUUCGCAGCUGGUCAAGCCGUUUGGACUCCUGACUCUACUGGCAUUGUUUUCGUUGGGUUUCAGACAACUCCAAGGCGGCUUGGGCUUCGUUUCUACAACACACGGAAGUCGAAGAUCGGCCUGGCCAUAGCUCCAUUCUUCUCUUCCGAAGCUACGCGAGGAGCUCCGCAAGGGCAGCGAACUUCCAGCACGACGCCGGCGAGCUCGAGAAAUCCAGUGAGAUGGUUGACGGGCGACGAAGACUGGGCAGCUCGAAGCCCGAGGUUCAGUGACGAUGGAAAGAAGAUGAUGUAUAUGAAUGCAGCAAGAAGCUCAGCUCACUACUCGAGCUCGUCGGUGUUGGUUGCUCGAUGGCCUCCAGAGGGAGCGGGACAACUUGAGCGAAGAAUUGUCGUCGGCAUUGUUGGCCUUCCCAACUCCGUUGAUGAAUUUCCCGGACUUUUCCUGCCUGUUGAACAACUUCCUUCUCGCUUGCGGAGGGUGUGGGCAAGUGACUCGCGACAUCUGAUCCUUCAAAGCGAAUGGAAGUCGCGUAGAGUCCUGCUGUCAAUCGACACUGAAGCGUCGGGAACAGAGGGUGUGAAGAAGAUUAAGAUCGGCAACGACUGCGAUGAGAUAGGCUCCUGGACGUUUCUUGACAUGCGGAAUGAUUUCAUUCUGGCCGCUCAUGGGCCUCACCAAGCGUUUUUGAUCAAGUUCCAAGCUGACGAUCGCUCUCAAGAUUGCAAACAUUGGCAGAUCAGCAGCGGGGCUUCUCCUUACGCCUCUAACAUCAGCACAAUCAAGUGGGAGCUGAUUGCGAUGCAAGCCCCGCAGACAGACGGGAUGGAGGGUUUUUACGAGUCAAUCUUCGUUGACAUUGAGAAUCUAAAUAAGAGCAACUCCAACUAUCCUCUCUCCGACAGCAAGACACCUCUCAUUGUCUUUCCUCACGGUGGCCCACACGUAAACGCCGUGCAAGACUUCUAUCCCUCGCUUUUGUUCUGGGCUUUGGAGGGAUUUGCGGUCUUGAGUGUCAACUACAGAGGAUCAUCAGGUUACGGUCAAGAUCACAUUGAGUCAUUGUGCGGGAAGAUUGGCAGACAGGACGUGGACGACAUGCUUCAUGCGACUGAGGAGGUCCUGCGGCGAUAUCCACAUCUUGAUCGGGACCGAGUCGUGGUUUGCGGCGGAUCGCACGGGGGAUUCUUGUCGCUGCACCUGCUGGCACAGUUUCCUUCAAUGUUCAAAGCUGCGGCUGUCAGAAAUCCUGUAACGAAUGUUGCCACCAUGUUCGGAGCUACCGACAUCCCAGACUGGUGCUACACAGAGAUCGGCAUGGAGGCGUGCUUCGCCCAACCAAGUGCUGAGCAAUACUCCAAGGCCUUCAGCAUGUCGCCGAUGGCGCAUGUUUCCAACGUGUCUGGUCCCGUGCUGCUGCUCGUGGGAGGAGAUGAUCGAAGGGUUCCGCCGUUUCAGAGCAAGGAGUAUUAUUUUGCGCUGAAGGAGCGAGGAGCAGACGUGGAAAUGUUGUGGUAUGACAAACACACACAUGGUCUUGCCGAGACUCCUAAGGGAGAGGGCGAUGGGAUCGUCAACAUCAUCAAAUUCUUCAAGCGCAAGCUCAACAUGCCGCAGUAA
Messenger RNA from Guillardia theta CCMP2712, 2265 nucleotides. RefSeq lists its product as hypothetical. NCBI's taxonomy places the organism in Eukaryota, Cryptophyceae, Pyrenomonadales, Geminigeraceae. The transcript has 22 exons. Gene Ontology annotation, molecular function: serine-type endopeptidase activity. Bases 1 to 2265 code for a protein of 754 amino acids. Gene Ontology annotation, biological process: proteolysis. The record is from RefSeq and is a predicted model, not a curated record.